This is a messenger RNA of Dermacentor silvarum, 3904 nucleotides long. It is a transcript of the gene rush, whose product is annotated as pleckstrin homology domain-containing family F member 2. The record is from RefSeq and is a predicted model, not a curated record. Gene Ontology annotation, molecular function: metal ion binding; phosphatidylinositol binding. The transcript has 9 exons. Lineage: Eukaryota; Metazoa; Arthropoda; Arachnida; Ixodida; Ixodidae. Bases 130 to 1161 code for a protein of 343 amino acids. Gene Ontology annotation, cellular component: early endosome.
UUGAAACCAUGUACUGUUAUUAUAGUGUAGCGGCAGUUCUUUUCUUGUGCGUGAGCGGGCACUGGUUUUGUGAGUAGCACAUGAAGUGCUACCUGCGUUUGAGAGUAUCUCACCACUGUGAGCUUCAAGAUGGUUGACAGCCUCGUUAAUACCCGGGCAAAUGCCAAGCGGAUUGCAAACAUCGAGAAUUGCUUUGGGAGCUCCGGGCAGCCAUUGGCUUCCCAUGGUCGUGUGCUUGUGGGAGAGGGUGUCCUCACAAAGAUGUGUCGCAAAAAGCAAAAACCGAGGCAGUUCUUCCUCUUCAACGACAUACUCGUCUAUGGCAACAUCUUGAUCAACAAGAAGAAAUACAACAAGCAGCACAUUAUUCCCUUGGAAGAAGUCAAGCUGGAGAACCUAGGGGACGAUGGAACUGGGCUGAAGAAUGGCUGGCUCAUCAGGACCCCGACCAAGUCCUUUGCCGUCUAUGCAGCAACUGCCACAGAAAAGACAGAGUGGAUGGCACAUAUCAACAAAUGCGUUGAGGACACCAUCAGGAAAACUGGGAAAUACCCAACAAAGGAGCAUGCCGCCGUGUGGGUUCCUGAUGCCGAGGCCGGCUACUGCAUGCACUGUCGAAAGACCCAGUUCACCAUGCUGAACCGUCGGCACCACUGCCGCAAGUGUGGUACCGUGGUGUGUGGCCCGUGUUCCAACCGUAAGUUCCUGCUGCCGGCGCAGUCCACCAAACCUCUGCGGGUCUGCCUCACCUGCUAUGAUGCUUUGUCAAGGGCGUCCAUCUUGGAGUUAACCACGGGUGGCAUGGCAAGAGUUCAACAAAAGAUGGACAAGCCAGUCACUGGUGCUGACUCCUCCGGAGAGGAUGACUCUGACUACGACGAUGAUGACAACAGACGGGCAGAUGGUUCUGCGGACAAUGGGCUGUCCAAGGAUAUAGAUGGCCUGACAUUUGACGAGAAGCCCACAUUCUACGGAGACAUGAUGGAAGCCAAGAGCCCCGAGGUGGAGGUCGCUGAAGAAGCCAAAGCAGUGCCGGUGUCGACGCAUGUGGAAGAUUCAAGCAACUUGCAAGACGUGUCACCCACUCAAGAGAACGCAAAAGGAGAUGCCCCGGCGGUGGACCCCAUGGCUGGAGGAGAACCCCACCCUGAAGGACACUAAGGCUGCCUGUUUUUGCUGCCCGUGUGAUGCAAUCCUUCGCCCCCAGGGCAUCGUUUGUCCAAAGGUGCUUUCUACACUGUUUGGGAUUACUUGUUGCCGCGUGGUGCUGGUUUCCUGCAUUCGUGCGGCUGCCUUUCAAUGUGGGCUAUCCAGGGUUGGGGUUCUAUUUUUCUUUUCCCCGAGAUAUCUGCAACGUCACACUGCGAAACCGCCCCGUUUUACGAAAGCUCAGUGUUGCUUCUGUGCAAUGCGACAGGGAUCUUUCGAACUGCAUCCUUAAGUCAGAUAGAAUACCUGUCUAGCGCAUCUUAUGGUGCGUCGCCUGUCUAUGGGUGCGACUUGUCAUUUGUUUGGUGCUUCUAGUUUGCUUGACAGUGCAGCUCUUUCCUCGUUUCGUGAUUUUGAAUAAUAUAAGGCCUAUGGCAUUUGCAAGUAUUGCUGCGUUGUACAAUACUCGCGGAUUGAAACGCUAUAUGUGCAGUUACUCGAGAGUGCUACGCUGUGUCGCUACGAAUCUGGUCAUUAAAGGUAAUGCGGACUGUGAUCUUGAGUGAACGAGCCAAAAUUACGCCGAUGUCGCACGAACGGUACGCGGUGGAAACUAAAGUAUGCGCAUUAGUUAGCCCUGUGUAAAUGCAUCCCAUUCCGUGAGUAUAGUACAUGUCGAAUCUUCAAGCUAUGCCGUACGAAGUGAAGGUAUACUUGCAAGCCUCUUAUUUAAAGCGCUGGAUAGCUCGUCGCAUUUUUCAAAUGUCCAUAAGAUGGGACCACUUUGCAGCGUAAAUAAGUAGGAUUGUGUCAAUGUGUGCUACACCUAUUCGUGGCAGUCAGUUAAGAGAGCUUAUUAUGAAGUUAUUGGAAGCCUCUAUUGGCAUAAAUUUGUUUGGUACGGUGAAUCAAAGGUGACCACCUGUUCCUAGCAGAACUGAAGCAGUAUUAGUGUGCUUUAGCAUAGCGCAGAUGUUAUAUACUGGAAGACAUGUUCGAGGCCAGUAAUGACGUCUUGUGACGUUUUGAUCAAUAUAUAAUGCGCUGGAAGCAUCAUUCUUGUAUUCCACUACCCUUCUCUUUGACAAAUGAAAGGGGCAGGAUUACCUUUGUGAUGACCAGCUUGCCCACAAGUUCAAGUCAGGAAGUUUUAAGCGUUUGCAAUAAGAGUUCUGUACGCUUUGAACACGGCAUCAUAGGAUGUUGCUGCUCGUACUGCUUUUCACAUCUACGUCUUCCAGUAUUGUGGCACAAGUCUGCGCUAUGCAAAGACUUUCUUGUCAUAGCGCUAGUUCAAUGGCAAAGGCUGUGCGAAGCUUGCUUGGCAAUUGUCGGCGAGUGUAAUGUACUACGAGACGCAUCAGAGGGCAAUGACAUCGGCAGCAUGCUGUCAUGUUACGCACAACUUGGCACCAGAACUCAUCGUUUGCUGCCAGUCAUGAUAAGUGCCUGCUGAGCAGAGCUUCGUCCUGACAUGAUGAGGACGGAGUUAGUUGUGUAGCUGCACAUUGUUGAACAGGCUGUGUGCAUGCGAAGACAAUUACCUAAGCAGGGAUGGUGCGCUGUUGACAUAUCUCUAGCAGCAAAUGUUCCUCGGAAGGCUCCGAAACUGCAGCUGAUAUUAAUUUGCCAUUCAGGCAUCCAUUCAUGUUGACAGAGUGCGAUAUCUUCCUUUUUUUUUUUUUAAUGCAUAUCAAGUUGCACUUUCUGUUAGCAUAUACAUGUGCCAGAGCAAGAAAUUAUGCAGUGCUUGUAUGCCUUUACAGGGGAGCCACUGCUGCAUUAAAAAAAAAAUUUUUUUUUCGAUCCCAGAACAAUGUUAUUGCGGGGUUUACAGUUGUGUUUAGAGAAGAUGCUAGCAUUCGUUUAUGUCAAUCCAGGCUCUGAUGUCAAAGAAAUGUCUAGGCCAUGAUUGGGGGCCAGCAAUAUGCCAACAAUGCUCCAUGUGGAGCAUGAGCCACAUGGCGCAAAGUUGAGCUUUGCCUGGGUGGUUGAUUACACUGUGUUUGCACUUUCACGUCUUUUCCAGGCCAACUUUUACAUAGAGGGGAUUUCCCAGUGUGUUUGUUUCCUGUUAGACAUUAAUUUAUAGCUGUAUUGGUUGAUGCAUUUUUAGUUGUGCUGUGCUGCUUCUCGAACAACUGCUUUCAGACUUGGUUUGCGGACAUUUUUUGUGUGAAGCUAGUGCGUAUGGAGCUGCUUAGACAAUCCAAAUUGAACAGUACAGUGUUUCUUGCCAGCUCUUUUUCUUCAUGCAGAUGGAACUGCAUUGCUUAUUAAUGUGUCUAGCUUUAGGAUACAAUUGAAUCUGUUUUCAAGUGCUUGAAAACUGAUCACUGCACAAUGUUUACUGUUUGUGCAAGAUGCAUCAUGGCAGUCGUCACUCACACUUUUUUAAGAAGAGCAAACUUGUCUACUGCGUAAUGCAUAUCGAGAAUGUAAAUUUCAGCUCGGGUAAAAUAUCAUCAAUUAUGUACUGCGCAGUCGGACAAUCUGCAAUCAAGAUGCAACGUUUUGUGCAUGUUUUCUUGAAGUUGAUUGCCGUGUGUGAAAGGGGUAUGUAUGAAAGUUUAUGGCAAGAAUCGAAACUGAUGUUUGAAUUUCAUGUUGUGGUGUGCAAUUAAUUUACAGCAGCGGAUGCCAACAUUGUGAAGUUGUUUUAUUUCUUUUACUAGCCUCUGGUUUUUUUGUGUUGUCCACUGUCUUCUUAAAUUAUGAACCUAGGUUUAAAGCUUUGCCUGCUGUCCAUGACAAG